UUUUUUCCAAGCAAUGGAAAAGCAACAGUGUAAGAAGCAGCCGUUGGCACCACACAGGAAAUUCACAGCCCGGGAUGGACCUCAGUAACCCUCAGGAACAGCCCAUAGCUGCAGAGGAACAAGAGGAUUUGACAGACUGUAAUCUGAACAAAUCCCAGGAAAUGGAAAGCAUGGAUAAUGUGGAAGAUAUGAAGGAACACAAUCAGUCUAAUGAAGAAGCAGGAGAUGAUGUGAUUAAAGUGAAAGGUGAAUACAGUGAAAGAGAGGAGAGUGCUUUAAAUUCCGAGCCAAUGGAAAACCUGGAAGAAUCCGAACUGCCUUACACAUAUCCCAGAGAAUAUAACGAAUAUGAGAGCAUUAAACUGGAAAGACACUCGGGUUCAUAUGACAACGUCAGGCCAGCUAGUGGAAAGAUGAAUUGUGAUAUCUGUGGAUUAGCCUGCAUUAGCCUCAAUGUCUUGAUGGUUCAUAAGCGUAGCCACACUGUGGAGAAGCCAUAUAAAUGUGAGUUUUGUGGAAGGAGCUACAAGCAGAGGAGCUCGUUAGAGGAGCACAAGGAGCGGUGCCGGACUUACCUGCAGAACGCUGGCAUGUGUGAGGCUGCCAGCGUGGAGGCAAGGCACAUCAAGGCAGAGAUGGGGACUGAAAGAGCCCUUGUGCUGGACAGGCUAGCGAGCAACGUGGCAAAGAGAAAAAGCUCAAUGCCUCAGAAAUUUAUUGGUGAGAAACGACCCAGCUUCGAUGUCAAUUAUAACUCCACUUUCCUGUACGAAAAGGAGAGCGAGAUGAUGCACGGGCGCAUGAUGGACCAGGCCAUCAACAACGCCAUCACCUACCUCGGGGCCGAGGCCCUGCGCCCGCUCGUGCAGACCCCGCCGGCGCCCACGGCCGAGAUGGUGCCGGUCAUCAGCAGCCUGUACCCGCUGCCGCUGCCCCGCGCCGACGUCCCCAACGGCACCGCGCCGGAGGCCGACAAGAGCCACGGCCACCUCAGGGACAAGAGCCUGUCAUCCGACAGGGGCCUUUCCCCGAACAACAGCGGCCACGACUCCACAGACACUGACAGCAACCACGAGGAGAGGCCCAAUCCCACCUUCCACCAGAGCCAGGUGAUCCCGGCUCCGAGCCGCAACGGCCUCCAGGCCCUGAAGGAUUUCCCGAGGCCGUACGACAUCAUCAAGCCGCCCGCCAUCUGCCCACGCGACGCCUUCAAGGUCAUCAACAAGGAAGGGGAGGCCAUCGGGGCGUACCGGUGCGACCACUGCCGCGUGCUCUUCCUGGAUUACGUGAUGUUCACCAUCCACAUGGGCUGCCACGGCUUCCGCGACCCCUUCGAGUGCAACGUCUGCGGCUACCGGAGCCACGACCGGUACGAGUUCUCCUCACACAUAGCUCGGGGAGAGCACAGAGUCGUGCUCAAGUGAAAGGACCGGUUCUCCGAGGUCAAAGGCUGUGUUUGCCAUCGGAGGGGAGGUUGGUUGGGGUUUUAAUUAGUAUAAUGAAAUUUCUUGAGUAUUUUUCUAGGCCAGUUUUAAGUGUGUCACAAGGAGGUGACACCUUUUUAAAUUUGUCUUUCCCAAUAAUUCAGUGUUCUGUAGCAUCUCUGCCUGGCUGCUGUGGUGAGUGGGACUGUGGGAAACACCAGGAGCAGAGACUGUUUUUGAUAUGAACUUUAUUUUUGUGAAACUUCAGAGCCAUUUACGAUGUUUUCAAUUUUUAACUUGUGUUUGUUUUUAUAGAGUUUGCUUUAAGUCAGCACAAAAGGCUUUCAUGCCAAUUCCCCUGCUCAUUCAGGUGAAUAGUCAGAGGUGUGUUGGAGGAGCUUUUCCUAGUUAUAAUCCCAAUGGCCUCCAGUGGCUCAUCACCAAAACAAGGAAAACGAGGACAGGAAAAGGGAGGGAUUAUUAAUUCCUCUUUAAAGCUUUUCCCCUAAGCCCUAACAAGAGUGUGGCACACUUUCAUCUUUCUUACCCCACUGCUGACUUUCUUUAAAGUUACUCAGUAAGAGGAAAAUAAGAAAUGAGACUUAUUUGGGGUUGGGAUUUUUUUAACAGUACAUGUUUUUGGGAUACGCAGUGAGGUCACUGGUUGGCUCAUCCAUGUGGCCUGGAGGAAAUCCCGAUUUUCAUUGCUGGAAACUCCUCCUUUCUCAUGGGUGCCGAGAAUGAGGAUGAAGCUGUGCUGUGUGUUGUGCCUCUUCCUUGCUCCCACAGCAGGACAUGUGGCCGUGCCAUCCGUGUCCCCGCAGGGUGGCCCUGGCUGGCUGUGGACAGGUGAGACCCCAGGCAGGGGUGUGAGAGCCACACCCACACCAGGACAGCCCUCGGGAGGUGCUGCUCCACACCCUGAGCAGGUGCCAUCCCUUUGAAGCUGGUUUUUACAGCAGCUCUUUGAAUCUCCCCAUGGCCCUGCAGCUGUGUUGGUGUCCCUGCACUGGAGAGGGAUUUGGUAACGGCUUUGCUGAGUGAAGGUUUAGUCUUUGCAAAAUAUUUUUGUAUCCCAUAGUUAGGAGUAUUCUGAUGGACUUUCUGCAUCCCCUGUGUGGUUUGAGAGCUGUGUUGCUUUUGUGUUAUUCCUGGUGAUCCAAUCACUUCCCCGAGGGAAGGCUGAAGAGAUGAGGGUCAAGAAGUACUGAAAUUCAUCCCUCCCUCUGGAUUCUUUGGGCUCAAUUAUUUCCUCCCUGAAUUUUAAGGUACAAAAUAAGAAAUUUAUACUCAUAUUUUCCACUAAAGAUGGAUCUGGAGAGGGAUAAUCAGCCUGCAGUGUGUCUGAGUAUCCAAGUGCUGUGGAAGUGCUAAUCCAGGAUCCUGCUAUCCCUGGGGUUGAGAACUCUCCUGCUGUUAUGUGUGGAGCUGUAAAGCAGGUUUAGGAUGUUUCCAAGAGCUCCAUCAUGAGAAAGGUGCAUGUUAUCUCUCCCCAAGUGAACACCUGUGUCACAAUGUGACCAAAGCUCUACCUGUGAGGGAGGCCAGAGUUCCACCAAGGAUCAGCCCCAAGGGCCAAGGUUUGGGUCCAGAAAAGAGAGGGAAAGGGAGUGAGAGAAUUCCCAGAGAACAAAGAGAAGGUUCCACUGCUGCCCUGACAUUUCUAAGUCCGACAUUUUUAGGACAUUGUGGUUGUCUUUAUCCAUUUCUAAUUUUGUGACAAGCUUGCUUUUCAAUGGCUUAGUUUUCAAGACCAAAGAAUUGUCAAUAAAUGAAUAAAAUAUUUAAAUAAU
Molecule: messenger RNA, 3217 nt
Organism: Vidua macroura (Pin-tailed whydah)
Lineage: Eukaryota; Metazoa; Chordata; Aves; Passeriformes; Viduidae
Gene: IKZF3
Product: IKAROS family zinc finger 3
Exons: 7
Coding region: 75-1424 (449 amino acids)
Biological process (GO): regulation of transcription by RNA polymerase II
Molecular function (GO): DNA-binding transcription factor activity; RNA polymerase II cis-regulatory region sequence-specific DNA binding
Source: RefSeq, a predicted model, not a curated record